AUGGCUUUAAAUUGUGCAAUGAUUGAUGACCAACGAAACCCCGUCCCUCUUCCUCAUGAAAUGGUCAUAACAAGCGUCGAUUCAGGCGUCGAUCUUACUGUGAAAGUGCCGCCUUCCGUUCCUUCAGGGUCUGGUGGAUCACUGAAGGCUAUGGGCCGACUCUGGGUUACUGAUCAAAGGUUAUUGUUCAUAUCUAAUCCGCAAUCAUCCUUCGAGUCUCUAUCUGUCCCUUUACACUCCAUCCUCUCUACCAGGUUCAUGCAACCUACCUUCGGAGCAAACUACUUUGUCUUCGAAGCUAAGCCUGCACCGGAAGGAGGUCUAACAACUGGAACUGAGGUGGAGGUGCGAUUUAAGGGUCAAGCCAUGUUCCAGUUUGUGGCGCUCCUAGAGAAGGCCAGAGAGAGGGCGAUCUAUAUGAAGCGACAGGCGCUGCAAGAUGAGGACAUCUUGCCGAGGUACGACUCUCCUGCUCAGUCUAGCUCAGCAGGUUUACCCAGCAACGACGCCACGGUCCCGAUGGAGAAUCCACCGGCGUAUGGCGUGUAA
Desarmillaria tabescens is the source of this 549-nucleotide messenger RNA. RefSeq lists its product as uncharacterized. Gene Ontology annotation, molecular function: chromatin DNA binding; transcription coactivator activity. The record is from RefSeq and is a predicted model, not a curated record. Gene Ontology annotation, cellular component: nucleus. Gene Ontology annotation, biological process: positive regulation of DNA-templated transcription. The transcript is spliced from 3 exons. NCBI's taxonomy places the organism in Eukaryota, Fungi, Basidiomycota, Agaricomycetes, Agaricales, Physalacriaceae. The coding region runs from base 1 to 549 and encodes 182 amino acids.